Messenger RNA from Cynocephalus volans (Philippine flying lemur), 1163 nucleotides. RefSeq names its product glycerophosphodiester phosphodiesterase domain containing 3 (gene GDPD3). The transcript is spliced from 10 exons. The coding region runs from base 142 to 1098 and encodes 318 amino acids. The record is from RefSeq and is a predicted model, not a curated record. Lineage: Eukaryota; Metazoa; Chordata; Mammalia; Dermoptera; Cynocephalidae. Gene Ontology annotation, molecular function: phosphatidylcholine lysophospholipase A1 activity; phosphoric diester hydrolase activity. Gene Ontology annotation, biological process: glycerophospholipid catabolic process. Gene Ontology annotation, cellular component: endoplasmic reticulum membrane.
AGCCUGGCCGCAUUCCAGCAGCAGGCUCAGCAGGUCCCGGGCGUGGUGGUGGCCAGUGGCAGAGCCAGCCUACACUGGCUAGGCAGGCGGCGAGGCAGCACAGUCCAUUGGAGGCUGAGCUCGCGGCACCGGAGCGGAGCCAUGAGCCCCCUGCUGUCCUAUGCCCUCCCUGCUUUGGGCAGCUAUGUCAUGCUGUCCCUCUUCUUUCUGCGCUGGCCUCGCCUGCUGCACACACCCUGGGUUCCAGCCUUCCGUAUCCGCCUGGGGGCCCACCGAGGAGGAUCUGGAGAGCGACUGGAGAACACCAUGGAGGCUGUGGAGAACUCUAUGGCCCAGCGAGCCGACCUCCUGGAGCUCGACUGCCAGAUAACGCGGGAUGGUGUGGUGGUGGUGUCACACGACAAGAAUCUGUCCCGCCAGUCAGGCCUCAGCAGGGAUGUGGACAGCCUGGACUUUGAGGAUCUGCCCCUCUACAAGGAGGAGCUGGAGGUUUUCUUCUCUCCAGGCCGCUUCGCUCACGGGUCAGACCGGCGCAUGGUGCGGCUGGAGGACUUGUUCCAGAGGUUCCCGAGGAUGCCCAUGAGUGUGGAGGUCAAAGGGGAUAACGAAAAGCUCAUUCACAAGGUAGCAAGCCUGGUGAGGCACUUCGACCGUAGCGAUAUCACCAUCUGGGCCGCGGAGAAGAACUCAGUGAUGAGGAAGUGCAAGGCUGCUAACCCUGAGAUGCCAGUGUCCUUCACGCUCGGCCGAGGCUUUUGGAUGCUGCUGCUCUAUUACCUGGGGCUGCUGCCUUUCAUCCCGAUCCCUGAGAGGUUCCUCUUCUGCUUCCUGCCCACCAUCAUCAACAGGACCUAUUUCCCAUUUCCCUGCCCUGGGCUGAACCAGCUGGCAGCUGUGGUUUCAAAAUGGUUGAUCAUGAGGAAAAGUCUGAUCCGACACUUGGAGGAGCGAGGCGUGCAGGUGAUAUUUUGGUGCCUUAAUGAAGAGUCAGAUUUUGAAGUGGCUUUCGGCCUGGGGGCCACAGGCGUCAUGACAGAUUACCCCACAGCCCUGAGGCGCUACCUGGACAACCACGGACCAGCUGCCUGGGCCUCCUAAGUCCAGAGGCCCUAGCCCUCACCACUGUUUCUCUUACUUACUAAAAAAUAAAUAUUUUAUUUUCA